AUGUCCCUCGCAAACACCGCGAACCCCGCCCCAAACAGGCUACGCAGCAUUGCGUUCGCCGCCAGCGCGCUGGCGCUCAUCACAAGGCCGAACCCAAAUGGCACCCCCGCAGUCACCCCCGUCCCUUGCGGUCUCUCCGUAUAUCGGUUCAUCCUCCCUAUGGACGUUGUCAAGGACGCCAUCGGGCAUGACGAUCAGAUGCCGGCUAUGUACAACUACGACGAGGGCACCUUCGUAGCGAUUGUCGCCGCUGGCGAUGAGGGCAACCGCAACGUCGUCAUGUACCCUUGCCGUGGGCACAGGCAGAUGAACUUUGCCUGCGCGGUCCCAGACACAAGCCUUAGGAAUCCAUCUCAACUCGAGUACUCGUGGAACGCUAAGGGCAGCGCGGAUGAACUGUUGGAGGGAAUCCAGGGGUUCCCAGAGUGGCUCAAGCGGGUCUUCAGGCGAGUAAACGAGCACUACCCAGACAAAUGUCUGCACUUAUUUCUUUCGCGCGAUGAGCUAACGGUCCGCGACCAGGAACCGCUGCCCACGUACGUCAAGGGUCGAACCAUGCUGAUAGGUGACGCCGCCCACACCAUGGUGCCGUACCAAGGCCAGGGCGCCAAUCAGGCUCUUGAAGACGUCGAAGGUCUCGAUGUGCUCCUUGCGGAUGUGACUGACCGUGACGGCAUCCCGGGUCUCCUAUGCACCUGGGACAGCGUCCGCCGGCCACGCGCAUCCGAGAUCCAGAGGAGUUCACGCGCUUCGCAAGCUAAGAUCGCGUCGAGGAGUGCGAGUGAUGCGAUUCUUUCGGUGAAGCCGUAUAUGAGUAUCAAAGAGGCGCUUGCGCAGCUACAGGGGCAGCAGAGUGGUAAAAUUGUGGCUUGA
Molecule: messenger RNA, 873 nt
Organism: Lasiodiplodia theobromae
Lineage: Eukaryota; Fungi; Ascomycota; Dothideomycetes; Botryosphaeriales; Botryosphaeriaceae
Product: Monooxygenase FAD-binding protein
Exons: 3
Coding region: 1-873 (290 amino acids)
Molecular function (GO): FAD binding; monooxygenase activity
Source: RefSeq, a predicted model, not a curated record